Messenger RNA from Kwoniella shivajii, 807 nucleotides. RefSeq lists its product as uncharacterized. The coding region runs from base 1 to 807 and encodes 268 amino acids. The transcript is spliced from 9 exons. Lineage: Eukaryota; Fungi; Basidiomycota; Tremellomycetes; Tremellales; Cryptococcaceae. The record is from RefSeq and is a predicted model, not a curated record.
AUGAGAAUAUCAACUCUGAUAGUACUGUUAUUCCUACCAUUUUUAUCUCUCUGUUUAUGUGUGUCUCCUUUAUCCCUAUCAGAUACAGAAAUUUGGUCAUUACCACUUAAACCACCCAAACAUCAUCGAAAUAAAUAUCCGCUCUGUUCAACAAAUGCUGAAUGUUUCAAGAAGGGUUUACCACCUUUAAAACCUAGAUCAAAAACGAAAAGACAUGAACUGAAAGCUCGUCAAUCUGCUAGUGCAACAACGGUGAAUGGUAUUAUACAAGUUCUCAACUCCUCUGGAACGCCUAUAGGUUACGUUUCAGGUACUGUCAACUCGACUUAUGGAGGAUAUGGAAUGACAAGUUCAGCAGCCAAUGCGAUGUCGGUAUCGUUCAGUCCCAAUGGUAAUUCCCCUGUAACAUAUACACUUUCUUCUUCUCAACGACCUUCAGGUUUCCCUUACCUAGGAGCUGUAUAUGGUGGAGGAACAAGCGCAAUGAAUUUUGCUUCUACCGAUUACUCGUAUGCUUUCGUCACCGCAGUCAAUACAGUCAUUCCUGUAGGACCAGCGGUAGCUUCUGCAUCUAACAACCGAUUCAAUAGUGCAAAAGGAACUGAAACGUCUUUGUUUACGUAUAAUUCAGCCAGUGGCAAUAUAGCUGCCACAUGGACGAAUACAAACAGUGCUGCAGUCAGCGCUACCAUCAUCUAUGAUGUUAAAUUCGCCUUGUUUUACCUGAUAAGUAAUUUCUCAGCCUUUCAAAAGCAAUUCCCGAAUGAAGGUGAAUAUGUGGUUACAUGGAAGUUGAUACCACAGUAG